AUGGCAGAAACCCGCGUAUUCACUGUUCGACCCUUUUCGAAGCAAACUAGAAAUGACCAUAGGGAUGCAUUCCGAGUUUACUUGUCAUCCUCGUCUCUAGCUGCCCUUAAGCUUCGGGCUGGAGAUGUUUGCACGUUAGGCUUGCCUGGCGGAUUAACAAAAACUGCUAUAGCCUGGAAUGCAACGGAAAAUAUCCAGAACUCCGUGGUACAGACUUCGCGGACUCUCCAAGAUUGCUAUGACAUUAAGUUAGGCGAAAAGAUCCUGAUUAGCAAAACUGACGGCUUCUUGGAAGAGAUCGAAUCCAUUUCUUUGGUUGAAUGCUCGGAUGCAGACAAGCUCGCAAAUUAUGGCCCUCUUCCGCUUUCAGAGGCGCACCAUUGGGCCUGGGCUUUGGAAUUGCCUUUAUCAAGGUGUGAUGCUAUUGCAGCUUGCUUGACUUUCGAUAUAGAGCUCAAAGGCCAGCGGCGCAAUUUUAAGGUGGCAGACAUACGAACUCUGAAUCGAAACACCGAUAGUACACUGUUCCGUUUCACCAAAGACACUAACGUCUCCGUCGGUGAAGAUUUCAUAGGCAGAAAGAUAAAUCGAACCUAUCACCUUCGGGUACAGUCGCCCGGUCUGGGUGGAAUGGCUCGCCAAAUUGGUAAUAUCAAUGAGGCGCUAGCGGAUUUCAACAUAGACUCAGAGGGACUAGCAAUGCCAUCCUUUUACGAGCAUAGCAGAGGUAUUCUUCUUUAUGGCCCCAAGGGAACUGGUAAAACGAAGCUACUGGGCCACAUACAGGCUGCCGGGUGGAGAAAAACUUUCAAUAUAAGCUCCUCUAUAUCCAGUAAGAAUCUCGCUGAUGGCGAAGGCAAACUACGCAAUGCUUUCCAAGACGCAAUUCGGUCCCAGCCUAGUGUUGUGAUAAUUGAUCAACUGGAAUUUAUUGCUCCUAAACGAACAUCAUUAGAGUCCCCGUCUUUAGCGUCUGCCAUAUGUGAGUGUUUAGAAGUUGUGAAAGGUUCCCUCGUCAUGGUCGUCGCUGCAACUCGACAUCCGAAUAAUGUCGACGAUGCCUUGAGAACACCACAUCGACUCUCGACUGAGAUUGAGCUGCAAAUCCCUGCAGCACACGACCGGGCUGAGAUACUACGCGCUCUAUGUGGAUAUCCUUGCCCCGAGCUGAGUGAUAGACUAAUUGAGAUGAUGGCUGAAAAAACCCAUGGUUAUGUUGGUGCCGACCUCUUUGCCCUGCUCCAAGUUGUCUGCCGUAAGGCGCGACAAAGACAGCUUUAUAGUAAUGGUGUAAGCGAGGGCUCUUAUGAUUUUGCGUUCUCGUCUGGCAAUGAUUCACAAGGGGAAUCUGCAUUCCAGGACAAAGCUUUGUCUUUAAGGAUCCAGGAUGUUGACGUCUUCUUAGCUCUACAAGAAACACGCCCCACUGCGAUGCGGGAAGUAUUCUUAGAGACACCGAAAACUCUGAUGGUUAAAGCAUUAGCCACAGAAGCUGGUUUGAAUUUUUUGGCUGUCAAAGGCGCCGAGAUUUUGAGCAUGUAUGUUGGAGAAUCAGAGCGAGCUUUGAGAGAGAUUUUCCAAAAGGCGCGAUCUGCGAGGCCUAGUAUUAUUUUUUUCGACGAGAUUGACGCUAUUGCCUCAAAACGAAGCAGUUCUUUCCAAGGAGGUGUUAAUGUACUCACUACCUUGCUGAAUGAAAUGGACGGCAUCGAAGAAUUGAGGAGUGUCCUGGUUAUUGCCGCUACCAACAAGCCUGAUGUGAUUGAUCCAGCUUUGAUGCGUCCAGGUCGUCUGGAUAAUAUACUCUAUAUAGGCCCGCCGGACUUCGAAGCCAGGAAGGAGAUAUUGAAUAUCUGGUGUCAUAAAUCGGUGGUCCACCCCGAGGUAGAACUUGAAGUAUUGGCUAUGAAGACAGAGGGUUACUCAGGGGCUGAGAUUGUGAACAUCUGCGAAACAGCUGGAGAUGCUGCUCUGGAUGAGGAGGAGGAGACUGGGCAAGAACAAGAUGUACGGUGGAAACACUUUGAGUUCGCACUCAAGCAAGUUAAGAGGCAAAUCACAGAUGCUGUUGUCGAGGAGUACGAGCGAUGGGGGAAAUCUGCUGAUACCAAAUAA
Molecule: messenger RNA, 2115 nt
Organism: Aspergillus tanneri
Lineage: Eukaryota; Fungi; Ascomycota; Eurotiomycetes; Eurotiales; Aspergillaceae
Gene: AFG2
Product: putative AAA family ATPase
Exons: 2
Coding region: 1-2115 (704 amino acids)
Cellular component (GO): cytoplasm
Molecular function (GO): ATP hydrolysis activity; ATP binding
Source: RefSeq, a predicted model, not a curated record